UGUUAAAAAUGAAACGAUAAUAAUAAUAAUAAUAAAAUUAUAAUAAUCGCAAUUCACAUUUUGUGCAUUUGUAAUUGCAAUUGCAAUUGGAAUCGGGCAGUUGCAGCAGUAUAUGGGCGGUGAGAAAUGUCCGGCAAGGUUAAAACCCUCACAACAAAGCUGUUAAAUUCCGUCGCAACCAGCCGCUCCACCACCGCCGCCGCCGUAACACUAAAAAACUAUCUCCAACAAUCUAACGCCGCUCCCGCCGGAACAACAAAAGGCGUAACCCUAAAAAACUAUCUUCAAGGAACCAACACCAGCCCCGUUGCCGUCGGUUUAAAACCCUCAAAGUCGACUAAAUCGAAUAAAUCAAAGAAAAAUAAAGGAAAAUCAUCUGUUAGCAUUAAACCUCUGAGUGCAUUAGCUGUUGAAUGCAGCAUCAAAGCUCCCGUAAAGAAACAUCCGAGAGCUCUUGAGAAGGACCUCGCGCGUGUAUUGAGCGAACAUACAAUUGCUCUAUCCGAAUCAGAUGAGAGAGAUGAUGAGCUACCAAUUAGAACGUUGGAUUCGGAUUUGGAUGAUCAAUGGUCACGAAUACCAAAAACUAGCAUUGCAUCGAUACGUCGCAAAGAAGUUACCCGGUUGAGGAAGCAAAGUUGGACCUUCACUUCUACACAGGAAAAUCAUUAUGGGAAGCUGGUUAGAAUGUGUACACACAAACUAGGCGCCAAUUGUACUAUACAACUCUUUGGUAAAUUGCACUGUGAAACCGGUGUUAAGGAUUUUAAUGCCAUGAUAGAAGUUUGCAUAGAGAAGGCUAGGAAAGCAGAUGAUGAGGAUCUAGCUCUAGAAGAGUUCCAUAGGGCCUAUAUGGUUUUUGAAGCUAUUAGGGAGCGUGGUCUUAAAGUCGAGGAAGUUACUUAUGGUCCCUUUCUUAUGUUUAUCAUUGACAUGGGUAUGGUUGAAGAAUUUCACUUCUUCUGUAAAAACAUUAGAAAGGAUAAUCCGGAUUCCCUUUCGAGACUGGCGUACUACGAGAUGCUUCUAUGGAUACAGGUUGGUGAUGAAGAGAAGAUAAAAACUCUAAUCAGUAAUGACAGCGACGAGGCCUACUUCCCUGAAAGCUAUUUGAUAGCCUUGUGUGAAGCGGGCCGACAAGAUGAGGUGUUGAUGCUUCUAGAAAAAAUAGAUAUAAAGAAAGUUUCCCGAGAAGAGAACAAGGAAAGGAUUUUUGAAUGGUUGGGAAGGCUUCUAUUGGAGUCCUAUGCUAAGAAAUUUAUACUGGAACUCAAAGCUGAAGAGGAUGCAAGGGAAUAUCUAUUAGAUUUGAUUUACAGCUAUGCAGUAAGCUUACCAAACAUACAGAUUGAAGACAUUGUUUUGAAGUUUAAAAGUUUGCAAGCAGAACUAAAGAUUCCAUCAUCAUCAGCUUAUGAGAAGCUUGUCAAAACGUGUUGCGAAUCACUGGAGGUACAUUUGGCAAUUGAUUUAGUUGAUACCAUGCUUAAGGCUGGCUUAAAUGUGCCCACCAUCACGGUCAAUUCCUUACUUACGUCAUGUUAUACUACUUGCGAUUAUAAUCUGGUCUAUCGCAUUAAAUCCAUGAUAGAUGAUCAUGAUAUACGGGUGGAUGUAGAGACCAUUAGGAUUAUGACAAACCUGUGUGUGAAAUUAAAAGAUUUUGACGGAGCAUAUGGCGUGAUGAAAGAUCUGAAGAAAUUGAACAAACAGCCUACUGCUAACAUGUACAAUGCUAUAAUGGGUGGCUACUUUCGACAGAAGAACUUCCAUAAAGGUCUGAAGGUUCUAAAAGAAAUGGAUGCUUUAAAUGUCAAACCAGAUUCUCAAACUUUUAGCUAUAUUAUAGGCAAUUGCAACUGUGAAGAAGAUAUCAUAAAGUAUCGUAAUGAACUGAGUGAAUCGGGAGUCUUACCUACAAAGCACAUUUUCAUGGCUCUUAUAAAUGCAUAUGCAGCUUGUGGGUUAUUUGAGAAGGCAAAGGAGGUUCUGUUAGAUGAGGGAAUUCCUGCCAUUAGUAAAAAUGAAAUUAAAAGCGUGCUUGUUUCUGCACUUGCUUCAAAUGACCAAAUGGCCGAUGCCCUCGAAUUAUAUGAUGAAAUCAAACAAGCUGAAGCAAACUUAGAGCCAAAGGCCACCAUAUGUCUUAUUGAACAUCUUCAAUCUGAAGGUGAGCUAAGCCGUUUACUUCAGCUACUGAAUAAAUUGCACGAAUCAGAAUAUUGGGACGAUGGAUGUGGCAGGGUCAUUCUGUAUUGUGUUCGACACAAGCUCAUGGGCCCUGCUAUUGAUUUGCUCAAGCAACGUGUGGAGAAGUCAAGAACCGACGAGAUGUUUAUAGAUGUUAUCUUUGAUGAGGUGUUUUGCCAAAUCGCUGAGAUGGAACCAACCGAUGUGCAAUUUGGGUUAGAUCUACUUCAGGCUAUUAAAGACGACAUGGGUAUUCAACCGUCAAGAAAAAGUCAUGAUUUUCUUCUCAGUGCUUGUGUUAGUGCCAAAGAUCUAGAACGUUCCUUUAUAGUUUGGAAAGAAUAUCAGACCGCUGGCCUUCCUUAUAAUGUGUUGACUUCUGUAAGGAUGUACCAGGCACUUGUGGCUUCAGGGGCCCAUAAAGCUGCAAAGAUUUUGCUUGAAAACAUUCCCGAUGAUGACCCUCAUGUGUGUACUGUUAUCAAAGCAUCUCAAAAAACGUUUGGCAAAACCCCAUCUGUGGAAAGCGUGGAAAACAACAAGAAAAAGAAAAAGAAGCGAAAAUAGAGAUGAUAUAUGCAAACAUGUUGGAUUUUAUCAUUGUAUGACUUAUUAGCGACAACAGUAUUUAGCUGACCAGAAGUUGGCGACAGCUGACCAGAAGUUAGGAAGCAUUGGCGGGGAUACACUUACAAAUUUCAAUGUUAGAUAUAGACACAAGCUUGUUGCAUGUUUGGCUCUAAAUGGAUCCCUCAAUUCAACUGGCUACAUCCGGGUUCGUCUGGUGAUAUGUUGAUUCUUUAAGUGGUCUUGUUAUUUGGAAAUAUUCAACUGAUCCAUCCCAUGAAUUUUGUAACUAGGUAGAUUACUUAUUGUAGUGCUAACCAUCAACUUAGAGUUAGUUUUAUUGGAAAAAAUAUAUUACCAUUUAGAUGAAAUGGGAUGCAAAAACUUAUGAUCAUAUAUUCAUAUCCCUCUCCAUAUAUCUUGAACGAUC
Messenger RNA from Erigeron canadensis, 3187 nucleotides. Its product is annotated as pentatricopeptide repeat-containing protein At4g04790, mitochondrial-like. The transcript is spliced from 17 exons. The record is from RefSeq and is a predicted model, not a curated record. Bases 127 to 2757 code for a protein of 876 amino acids. Gene Ontology annotation, molecular function: protein binding. Lineage: Eukaryota; Viridiplantae; Streptophyta; Magnoliopsida; Asterales; Asteraceae.